CCUUGCCCGCCCUGCUCCGCCUGCGGCCUCUCGACGCCUUCCCGCGGUGCCGCCUGCUCUCGGGGCAGAGCCCGCCCUCCCCUCCGUGCCCCGGUCUCGUCUUCUGGGGCAAACCCUUCCUCGGCCCCCCCCUUCUCCGUGCUACGCCUCGAGCCCGGCAAGGCUGAGGGGAGCUCGAAAGGGCAGUUUAAGCAUAAAGAGCGGCUCUGUUGCCGGGAUUCCUCUUGCUCGGGAGCAGCCAGCGUGCUCGCCUUUUCCUUUGGGAGACGAGCACCCGGUGGCUGAGAGAGGCUGAGUUCACAGGUUGUUAGAUGCUGUGGUGGGAGACGUACGCAAGGAAAGGAAUUAUCUGGCAAACAGAUGUGGCUUCUUUAUCUUAAAGCCCGGUAAAAGACGCGAUAAGAAUAAGUAGGAAAACAGGACAAUGUAAUAGCCCACCUUAAUACAACAAGCAGCAGUGAACCACAGAGUAACAGAAUACAUUAAAAUGUGGAGCCUUUAGCACUCAUGAGAGUUGAGAAUGGGGGCAACCACUUUCUUGUCAUGUUUAACCCAAGGUGGGCUUUCUGCUUCAUUCAUCAGUUAGACUAGUAGUUCUGAUUUUCCUAACAGUUGGAGUUUUCCUUCCAUAUUUACAAGUAAUUUAAGUGAUUUUCUAGCAUGGAUGCUGUUGCUAGCCAUAGUUGUCAUCUUCUCCAGCAGCUACAUGAACAGCGCAUUCAGGGUCUUCUCUGUGACUGCAUGCUGGUGGUAAAAGGUGUCUGCUUCAAAGCACACAAAAAUGUAUUAGCUGCUUUCAGUCAAUAUUUCAGGACCCUUUUCCAGAAUUCUUCAGGCCAGAAGAAUGAUGUCUUUCACUUGGACAUUAAAAAUGUAGGUGGCAUAGGCCAGAUCUUGGACUUUAUGUACACCUCUCACCUGGAUCUUAGCCAGGACAAUGUACAAGCUAUGUUGGAUAUUGCACAGUGUCUCCAAGUGCAAAAUGUGCUGAACAUUUGCCACACCUUUUUAAAAGCUUCUACAGCUGUAGAGCAAACAGCCAGCAUGCCUUGUAAUAGCGUAUUUUCGCUGCAGAAUACUUUGACUGCAGAUACUGGCUGUGCCAAUGACAGUUAUGGAACAAACCUAUUGCAUGAAUGCUCAUCUGACACACAAGCUAAUAAAGUCUUGGCUGACCACCAUUCUCAUGCAUCGCAGUCUGUUAAUCUUCACGCACCCUCAAGUGAUGUAGAGAAACAACCACAAGACUCCUUAGAUGGCAACUGCACAGAGCUUCCAUUUAAACAACCCAAUUACUAUUAUAAACUACGCAACUUUUACAGUAAACAGUUCUAUAAGCAAAAUGCUUGCUCUAAUAAUGAGAGAGGAGCAGAACAAUCCUUUUCUUACAACACGUCUACAGAAAUAAACACAGUAGAGAAUAGUUCUUGUACUGUCAAUCACUCUGAGUGUAUUCUGGAAACCUCUGAUCAUUUACCAUCAAACUUUCUGGUUCAGUCUGUGAACGAAGCUGCUCCAGACCAAGAUGCAGAAAGCACGCUUAUGCAGCCCACCAAACAGAUGCGGCUGAAAAAGGCAAUACACCUCAAAAAGUUAAAUUUUCUAAGAUCUCAGAAAUCUGCAGAGCAGCCGCCUGAGCCUAAAAGAGAUGACAGUAGAAUAACAGGAGUAAUUGAAUCUGUAAAUGAAAGUACCAUGGACGUGACAAAUGUUAGAGUUACUGAUGAAAAAGAAGCUGAAGAUUUAGAGAAUUCUGAGAAUUUUGAACAAACUGUUGAAAUUGAAAGAUCUCAAGGUCCUUUGGAACAAGAAGGGCAAUCGCAGACUCUUCAGUCGCAGAGGCAAUAUACUUGUGAAUUAUGUGGGAAAGCUUUCAAACAUCCAAGCAAUUUGGAGCUCCAUAAAAGGUCUCAUACAGGUGAGAAACCUUUUGAAUGUAACAUUUGUGGGAAACACUUCUCACAGGCAGGUAAUCUCCAGACACAUUUACGUCGGCAUUCUGGUGAAAAGCCAUACAUUUGUGAAAUCUGUGGGAAAAGAUUUGCUGCUUCUGGUGAUGUUCAGCGUCAUAUUAUUAUUCAUUCUGGAGAAAAGCCUCAUCUGUGUGAUAUCUGUGGCAGAGGAUUCAGUAACUUCAGUAAUUUAAAGGAGCACAAAAAGACCCACACAGCAGAUAAAGUAUUUACCUGUGAUGAAUGUGGGAAGUCAUUCAACAUGCAGCGAAAAUUAGUAAAGCACAGAAUUAGGCAUACUGGAGAGAGACCAUACAGCUGUUCAGCAUGUGGGAAAUGUUUUGCAGGCUCUGGUGACCUGCGUAGACAUGUGAGGACUCAUACGGGAGAAAAACCCUAUACCUGUGAAACUUGUAACAAAUGCUUUACUCGCUCUGCUGUUCUACGGCGGCACAAGAAAAUGCAUUGUAAAGCCACUGAUGAAAGUCCAAACACACUAGAUGAAUUUACUCAAGGGAUUGAAACUUCUGACCUUGACAAAUCUCAGAGUUCUGACUCUUUUGGCCAAGAAAUAUCUGUUACAUUGUUACCAGUGUCUGUUAAAUUUCCCAUUCGUUCAACUGCAAAUUCAACUGAAUUUGAUAGUUCUGCGGAUUCUUACUGUAAGUUGCGAUCAAUGAUUCAACACCAUGACUCAGCAAACCAACAGAAACUGAAUGUGGACUCUGCUAAACUCCCAAAAGCUCAGACACAGCAAACUCCUCCUCCACCACCAUAUGCUUAUGGAGAUGUAGAUGUAUCUUCUGCAGAAGAACCCUUACAGUCUGAUAAUAUUCCCAUGAUUCGUCCUUCUAUGGUUAGCUUGGACAGUCAUUGUAAUGAUCCACUCAGCAGUCGAACAUCUGCUGCAUACAAGAAUAACGAAGGACCGUUCUUCUCCAGCAUGACCCUCUGGGGUUUAGCUAUGAAGACCUUGCAGAAUGAAAGUGAAUUGGAACAAUGAGGGCUCAGGUGACUGUAUCAAAACUUCUUAGAGCCAUUUCAUGCUAAAGUGAUUGCGAUUGCACUGCAGCCUAGAGAGCUCAGAGCUAGUUUUUAAGCCAACUAGCUUGGAUACUGGUAGAAAUCAAGAUACGCAUGCCCAGAACCCAGUGUAGGCUGCCUUUACACUGCUUCUCAGCAAAGUUUAAAUCUAGUUUCGGGGACGUUUGGUGUUCUGUGACUGCACUGUGUAGCUCAUGUGUUGCCAGGAUUUACUAAAAUUUGCCAUUUGCUAAAUUUACCAUUAAACUUGGUAUUUUUUUACCUGAUGAUGGAGAAGAGGAUGGCCCAAUGCCUGAUUUCAUGAUAUGGGUGAAAUUCCAAGUAUGGGUCUUCAGAGUUUUGUAAGGGUGUACAUAGGAAAAGAGGAAAAUACUUAACAAAUCCCUAGUGAACCUGAGUUUCAGUAGUGGCUUUCUUACCAGUAGGAUCAUUGGUUUACAUUACUUGAGUAUUGUGAUAUUAAAUUUAAAUGUUAAAUACUGGACAAUAUUUGUGAUAGUGCAAAGUAACUGUAUAUCUAGAAACUUUAUUUUUUUACAAUAAAAGCUUUUUUUAGUAUUUUAUAAACUAUUUUGCACAGCAGGUUAUUUGUACAGUGAAGACCAGGAUCAGGAAAUGCGAAUAAAGGGAAGUUGUUUUACAUUGUAUCUUAAUUGCUCAAUGUGUUUCAUCUUUUUAUGAAAGAUUUUCAAUAAUAUAAUUCCAUCUAUUCCAGGUAUCUUUACCAUGCUGAUGGGGAUACCAGCGCACGAAGAGCUGCACUAUAAAAUAAG
Molecule: messenger RNA, 3769 nt
Organism: Haliaeetus leucocephalus (bald eagle)
Lineage: Eukaryota; Metazoa; Chordata; Aves; Accipitriformes; Accipitridae
Gene: ZBTB49
Product: zinc finger and BTB domain containing 49
Exons: 8
Coding region: 661-2955 (764 amino acids)
Biological process (GO): regulation of transcription by RNA polymerase II
Cellular component (GO): nucleus
Molecular function (GO): protein binding; RNA polymerase II cis-regulatory region sequence-specific DNA binding; DNA-binding transcription factor activity, RNA polymerase II-specific
Source: RefSeq, a predicted model, not a curated record